Molecule: messenger RNA, 1859 nt
Organism: Manihot esculenta (cassava)
Lineage: Eukaryota; Viridiplantae; Streptophyta; Magnoliopsida; Malpighiales; Euphorbiaceae
Product: LIM domain-containing protein PLIM2b
Exons: 6
Coding region: 1062-1682 (206 amino acids)
Biological process (GO): actin filament bundle assembly
Cellular component (GO): actin cytoskeleton; plasma membrane
Molecular function (GO): actin filament binding
Source: RefSeq, a predicted model, not a curated record
UUUUUUUCAGCAUUCUUAAAAGUUCCAUCUUUGCUUUACCUUUCGCUGGAACUUUCUAGUUAGCCUAUGCUUUUAGUUUCACUCCUGUCCUUAAGCUCAGCCGAUGAACAAUGUUUAACUUUUCAAGCUCCUGCUUUAGCCCAAGAUAAGCUCCUGGACUUCACAAAUUAUCUUAAAUUCUUACAAUCUGUGUGCCUUCUCCUUUAAGUUGAUAUUGAUGGGCUGAUUCUCAUAAUCCCUUAUAGAUUGAGCUUCUCAAUCGCUUCACUCAAAAUUUUAGAUAAGAUGGUUUUGGAUUCUAGUCUUAUUCUUUAAAUUUUCAGGCUCCUCCUCAGAUGGGUUCAUGUUGCUUUUCCUCUUUAACUGCUCCACAGGCAUAUCUUCAUGGAAGCUACCAAUAUAUAUAUAUACCUGAACUUGAGCAUCCGAUGAUGGUUGCUUGUCCAUGUUUCCUGGUUUCUACAUUCGUAUGAUUGAUGCACUUUUGUUAAGUGGUGCAUGACUAAGAAAUCAAUAAAGCAAAAAAGUAAGAAAAAAAAGUAGAUUUGCACUAUCAUAAAAGAAAAUUUUAACCAAAUAAAAGGAAAGCUUCUUGCUUUAUGGGCAUGAAAGCUCUCUAUCCAGUAGAUAUUAAAAAUAAUGGGGUAAAAAUAAUGGAAAAUAACAAAAAUCUCUACAAGGAUAGCAAGUUUUCAUGCAACACUUUGCUAAAAAAAAGUUUCAUACAAUAGUAUUGAUGGGUUUUAGUCUAUUAAUAUUGGAGUCUGUCCAAGACUGGGAUAGUUCGAAUUUGCUUAGUCUAUCAGUAUUGUUGUUUCCGGAACUGAGAGGUUUUAAGUUCAAACUAAACCCAAUCGGAUUCAAUUGUACAUAAUGAGCAAAGACUUAACCACCUCAAACAUUUUGAUAAAUUUCUUUUUCUUUCCAUGACUUGUUUUGUCAUUAUGAUUAUUAUCUUUUUAAUUAUCCUCUGCUUGAAUGCCUGGCUCAGUUGAUUGUUAUCAGAUUAUGGUGUCCAGCGGUGAUGGCUAUGGUUCUCGCACUUCUGGAUCUUACACAGGAUGGCGUUCACUGGAACUCUUGACAAGUGCAAGGCUUGUGACAAGACUGUGUAUGUCGUUGAUAUGUUGUCCCUUGAAGGAGUGCCUUAUCAUAAAUACUGCUUCAAAUGCAGCCACUGCAAAGGAACUCUUGUGAUGAGCAACUACUCCUCCAUGGAUGGAGUCCUCUACUGCAAGACACAUUUUGAGCAACUUUUCAAGGAAUCUGGCAAUUUCAGCAAGAAUUUUCAAGCAGGCAAAACUGAGAGGCAAAUUGACCCGUCUAGGGCCCCCAGCAAACUCUCUUCCAUGUUCUCUGGAACUCAAGACAAGUGUUCUGCUUGUAGCAAGACAGUCUACCCGCUAGAGAAGGUGACUAUGGAGGGAGAAUGUUUUCACAAGUCAUGCUUCAGGUGUGCCCAUGGGGGGUGUCCUCUCACACACUCAUCCUAUGCUGCUCUUGAUGGAGUCCUCUACUGCAAGCACCAUUUUGCUCAGCUGUUCAUGGAGAAAGGGAGCUAUAGCCAUGUUCUUCAGGCUGCUUCCCACAAGAGAAAUGCUUCCUCCACACCACCUCCUGAGCCGGCUGAGGCAGAAGCAGAUGCUUCAGCUGCUGCAGACGACUCAGAAGAGCACUCUUAAACAAGCAAACCAUGGUUUCUUGCAUAAUUACUUACCUCAUCAAGUUGUUAUAUAAAUGUUUGAUUUUGAUAUGGCUGAUGGCGCCAUUUGUGUUGAAGACUGUUGUCUAAUUGUUCACAGUUUUAUUCUUGGAUUUGCUUAUUUAUGUUAUUUAUACAAAUGAUUCUGUUCAAUGUA